Blepharisma stoltei is the source of this 2471-nucleotide messenger RNA. Lineage: Eukaryota; Ciliophora; Heterotrichea; Heterotrichida; Blepharismidae. The record is from the annotation of a GenBank genome assembly.
AUGGAUAUUUCAGAGCCAGAGCUAUCGUCAAUUGAUUUAGAAGAAGUCAAUCACUCUUUAGUAAUUGAUGAUGGAAAAAUAGUUUACCAGCCAAUAAGGCUAAAAAAAGUAUAUGAGGAAUCUAAAGAAGGCAGCUUAAAGCAAACUAAAUUGAAAACGGCGAACGGUCUCGACCCAAUUAGCCCAAAUGACUCGUUUAAAAGCAAUAUUUUGUCGAGUUUAUUAAAUAAAGAAAAUGAGACAAAAUUUUUAAUUUUUAUUUCCAUGUAUAACGAAGAUCUCUCAAUGCUCGAAAAAACGCUAUCAGGGAUAAUUUCAAACUUCAAAUAUCUUAAAAAGGUAAGAGUUGAGCCUAUAAAUCUUGCGUGUGUAGUUAUAGCAGAUGGAAUGAAAGCCUUUUACUCCAAACAUAAAAAUGCUAACAAUCAGGGAGAAAAUAGUUCACAGUCUAAAAGCAAAUUUUUUAAUUUUGAAGAAAUAAAAAGAGCAUUUCCGCUAGCUUAUGAUGACCUAUCGAACUGCAGAUUUGCAGGCCAAACCAAUGAUGAUGAGUUUGCACAUACAUUUACGCAAAACUUUGUAUUCCCUGAAAAUCCAGAUGAAGAACUCCAAUUAAUAUUUUGCAUAAAGCAAGAAAACAGGCGAAAAUUAAAUUCGCAUUUUUGGUUCCUGCAUGGCUUCUGCAAAAUGAUUGAUCCUAAAUUUGUCCAGUUUUUAGAUGUUGGCACUAUUCCUAAUGAAAAUGCUUUAGUAUAUUUAUAUCAAGCAUUACUAAAUGAUGAAAGAAUAGCAGGCUGCUGUGGGGAAAUCGUACCUAUUUAUACAGGGUGGAAAAAUUUAGUAGUAAAUGCGCAGAUUGUGGAGUAUAAGUUUUCACAUACUUUUGAAAAGAGCUUUGAAAGCAUUUUUGGGUAUGUUUCGGUGCUUCCAGGGGCGUUUAGUGCUUAUAGAUGGGAAGCUUUACAAGGUCCGCCAAUAGAAGAGGAUUAUUUUAAACCAAUUUUGAAACCUGAACUAAUGAACCCUUACGAAUCAAAUGUAUAUUUGGCUGAGGAUAGGGUUUUGUGUCUUUCUUUAGUAUCGAAAAAAAUUGCGAAACCACAAAAAAGUUAUUUAUUAACUCCCAUCAGCCAAUAAAGAUCAGAGCUUUUGUUUUAAUAAAAUUAAAUAGUGAUUUUACUUUCAGAAAAAUGAAAAGAUUUUCGCCAUUGACUUCAAUUUGCGGAGUAAGGUAUAUAAGAAGAGCUAUUGCAGAAACUGAUGCCCCGGAUACUUUGGGAGGACUAAUCUCUCAAAGACGAAGAUGAAUUAAUGGUUCCUGGUUUGCAGUACUGCAUUUCUUCAGUAGUUUUGAAAAGAUUUUCCUAUCAAAUCACCAUUGAUUCAGAAAAUUCAUAUUCUUUCUUCAAUUACUCUAUUUUGGAGCAACCACUGUUUUCCAGUGGUUUCUUAUAGGCUCUUUUUUCCUUGUAUUCGCUUUUACAGUAAGAAAUAUCCCUAACUCUUCACUAAACAGUGAGAGUGAUUUAUUUACCCCACAAAACGUAAUAAUAAUAGUCUACAUGUCUAUUUUGCUAAUGACCUUAUUAACUUCUCUCGGCACAAGACCUCAAAAAAUCCCUGGACUGUUAUACACAAUCACCACUAUUUAUGGAAUUUAUAUGAUUUUUAUAAUGGCUUUGGUUAUAAUGUAUUUGUAUGAUCACGAUUUUUUCUCAACGUGAGUCUAUAUCUUAUCUGUCCUUACAGCUGCUACUUUUAUCAUUAAUAUCGCCAUUAAUUGGUCAUUUAAAUCAAUUUUGAGAGGCAUUAUUCAAUAUAUAUUCUUAACCCCUACAUAUGUCAAUGUUUUUCUUAUGCAUGCAAUGUGCAACUUGCAUGACUGCACAUGGGGCACAAGACCUGAUAAUCCAACUGAACAAGAAAGAGAAAAUGAAGAAGAUUUUAAAAUUUUCAGGACUUAUUGGCUAAUGAUUUGGGUCUUCACAAAUGCUGGCUUUGCCUAUGCUUUGAACUUUUUAAAUAAAAACAAGAAAGGAGAAGGCUACGUGUAUGCAAUGGCGGCGACUGGGUUUUUUAUUUUACUGCUGAGAUUUUUAGGGGGGAUUUUUUAUAUGAUUCAAGAAUGCUUUUAUGAUAGAAAAAUAUUAAAAUUCCCUAUAAAGAAAAUUCAAAGCAAAGAUAAUAGCGCUGCUGAUGAAGAAAAAAUAAUGAAAAUCGAGACAGCAAGCUAUGGGAACUCUUUUAAAGAUCACUCAUUAAGCCAAAGUUCAAGCCCUAUUUUGAAUAGGUCCGUAUAUUAUGGAAAAGCAUUAAGCGUAGGAAAUAAUUCAAUGGUUGCAGAUCAUGAGCAAUCAUUAGAUUUUAUGUUGUCCAAAAGCUGCAAUGAUGUUGAAGAAGGAAUUGGCUUUGCAGCUAAAAUAAGAAAUAUGAAGCUUCGUCAAUCAGGAAUCAUGGUAGAUAAAGUCUAA